Rhinichthys klamathensis goyatoka is the source of this 2065-nucleotide messenger RNA. It is a transcript of the gene fam114a2, whose product is annotated as family with sequence similarity 114 member A2. The coding region runs from base 153 to 1697 and encodes 514 amino acids. The transcript is spliced from 14 exons. The record is from RefSeq and is a predicted model, not a curated record. Lineage: Eukaryota; Metazoa; Chordata; Actinopteri; Cypriniformes; Leuciscidae.
GUGGCGGAAUAGUGUGUUGAGUCGAUGUUUUCAUUCCUCAAUGGAAGAGAGAGAGUGUAACGGGAAAAACAAAACACAGCAGAGGACUAAGUCCAGUGACGUGGCCGGACCGAAGAGAAACAGGCAUCAAUAGGAGGCUGGAAUGUGUUAAGAUGUCUGACAGCGAAAGCUCCACAAGUGACCGAACAGAGAAAUCAAUGGAUCAAGAGCCCAAAGAGCCGUCAUCAGCCCCCCGAGAUGAGCCCUCCGCUGAUGCUCAGGGUGACAGCUCUACUGAUGUAACACCAACCCGAAAGACGAGGAAAAGACCAGAACUUAAACCUCCAGCAGAAGAACAGAAGAACCCAGAGACACCGCAAUCAGCAGAAAGUGCUCCAAAUGCCUCCACAGAGACGACUGUUUCCCAGGGAGGUUGGGGUUACUGGGGCAGCUGGGGUAAAUCGAUCCUCUCCACUGCUACUGCCACUGUAGCUACUGUGGGCCAAGGUUUGACACAGGUCAUUGAGAAAGCAGAGACGUCUCUUGGAAUCCCAAGUCCUGAGGAGCUUUCAGCUCAAGCGGAGGAGGAAAAAACUGAUGGUUCAGACAGUUGUGAGACGAAUAAAGAUGAAGGGGAGAAGGCGUAUGGGAUGGGUGGUGCUAUGGGAAUGAUCUCCUCUAGUAGUAUGGGAAUGCUGUCAUCUUUAACCACUGUAGUUCAGAGUACGGGUAAAACCGUAAUAAGUGGUGGUUUGGAUGCAUUGGAGUUUAUUGGGAAGAAGACCAUGGAUGUGAUAGCAGAGGGAGACCCCGGCUUUAAGAAAACCAAGGGACUGAUGAACAGAAACUCCACACUGUCACAGGUCCUAAGGGAAGCAAAGGAACGUGAGCAGCAGCAGAAAGCUGAAAACGUUUCUUCGGAAACAGACAAAAAGGCUCAUUAUGGGAUGUUGUUUGAUGAGUUUCAAGGCCUGUCCCAUCUGGAGGCUUUGGAGAUCCUCUCUAGAGAGAGUGAAGCUAAGGUGAAAUCUGUGCUGACCACUCUGUCCGGUGAAGAGUUAGCUAAACUGAGAGAGGAACUACAAGACAUUAAAGAGCCUUUUUCCCUCAUGGAGUUUGAUGAUGAGGUGGAGGAUGACAUGAAAGGUGAUGAUGGAGAGGAUUUUGUGAAGGAACUGACAGAUGUUCUUGAAAGAUUACAGAUCUCCACAUCAGCUGACAAACUAAGCAAGGCCAGAAAAAACGCAUUCAACCAUAUAACAAACAUGAAGCUACAAAGUGAAAGCACACAGCAAGAAGAAGAAGAAGAGGAGAAAGAACAGGAAACGCCAGUGACAAAAUACAGCGUUGAGGAGGCCCAUUUGUUUGCCAUUACAAGUCUGGCCGAGUUCACAGCCAGAUCCAUAGAGCAGUUCCAGAAAACAGCUGAAAUGCUGCUUCACUGUAACACUGAGGAGGCGACGGCCGCCGAACAAGCCAAAGUCUUAUCACAAGUUACUAUUGUUAUUUGUAAGGAGGUAUCACUACUAUCCAAAAAGUACACGUCGUGCUUGACUACCAUUGGGGCAAAUGAAAAAGGAGAAGUUCUCAAUCCACUGAUUACCAGCGUUUUUCUGGAGGCAUCAAACAGUGCAUCAUAUAUCCAGGACGCGUUCCAGCUCCUCAUGCCAGUGCUGGAAGUGUCUCAUAUUCAGAGGACAGUGGAGUCGGCACAGUGAGAUACACUCAGAAACACCAGACAUGCAACAUCAUAUCAUGGAAGUAAAAUAAUGUAGACAUUCAGGUAGACGUGGUAAGAAUAUGACAACAUACUGUAAAAAGUGCACAGCUUUAAGGUUGAUUGUUGGCUUUUUUCCUAUCUUGGUAUAUAUUUGAAUAGACUGUGUCAUAAAUCUCCCUAUAACUGACAGUGUAUAAAUGAAUAUGGUAAUUUAAAUAUCUUUUAUGUCUAAAUGUAUAACGAAAUGAAUAGAAAUCAUCUUUUUAAAAUCCUAAGACUUAUAUUGUUUUCAAAUAAUUAUGCAAGUCAUAUCAGUAUUAAUGUUAAUAUAUCAGUUAUCUUUUAAAUAAACAACUGUUACUUGUC